AGUCACUUGCUGCCUGACUGCCCUGGGGGAGUCCAGAUCCAGACAGGACCAUGGCCUCCAUGCAGACUCAGAAGGGCCUCAGCUCCCAGGAGAACUUCAGGACAAUGGUGAUCUGCACAGUGUUCCUGCAGGUGCUCCUGCAGUCUGUCUCCAUGGCGGUGACUUACGUGUAUUUCACCAAUGAGAUGAAGCAGUUGCAGGACAAAUACUCCAAAAGCGGCCUUGCUUGUUUCUUAAAGGAAGAUGAGGAUUCUUGGGAUGCCACUGAUGGAGAGGUCUUGAACAGUCCCUGCUGGCAGGCCAAGAGGCAGCUACGUCAGCUUGUGAGAGAGGCAACUUUGAAAACCUUUGAGGAAAUGAUCCCUACAGUUCAAGAGAAGCAUCGAAGUAUUCCUUCCCUAGAUGGAGGUGGAAGACAUCAGAGAGUGGCAGCUCACAUAACUGGAAUCAGCCGGAGAAGCAGCGCAGCCAUAACGCCAAUUUCCAGUGACGGAAAAGCCUUGGGCCAGAAGAUACAAUCCUGGGAGUCUUCAAGGAAGGGACAUUCAUUCCUCAACCGUCUGCACUUGAGAAAUGGAGAGCUGGUUAUCCAGGAAAGAGGCCUUUAUUACAUCUAUUCCCAAACAUACUUCCGAUUUGAGGAAGCUGAGGAAGCGUCCAAGACAGCCUCAAAGGAGAGCAGGAGAAACAAACAAAUGGUGCAGUACAUCUACAAAUUCACCAGCUACCCAGAGCCCAUCAUGCUGAUGAAGAGUGCCAGAAACAGUUGCUGGUCUAAAGAGGCAGAAUAUGGACUGUAUUCCAUCUAUCAAGGGGGAGUGUUUGAGCUUAAAGAAAAUGACAGGAUUUUUGUUGCAGUGACUAAUCAGCAAUUGAUCGAUCUGGACCAAGAAGCCAGUUUUUUCGGGGCCUUUUUAAUUUCUUAAGUGAUCUGCAAAGGACUUCCUACAGCCAUUCAACUCAGCAUCCACCACCUUGAUUAGUCAGCAAGCCUGAACAUUAAAGCAAGGUUGUCCACCACCACCAAUUAUGAUUCUCUGAAGACAAACACUGAAGACAAAAUUUUUUUAAGCAAUGAAGCAUGUUUUAAAGAAAAUUCUCAGGCCUGGAGAAAUGGCUCAGUGGAAAAGAGCACUGGCUGCUCUUACACAGGACCCAGGUUUGGUUUCCAGCAUCCACAUAGCAGCUGACAACCAGUUGUCUUCAAUCGUCCUAUCCUCAUUCAGCCCCUGGUAACCACCUUCCACUUAAUUUCUCUAUGCAUUUAACUAUCUCAGGUGCCUCAUUUAAGUGGAAUUAUGUGGUAUUUAUCACCUUUUUGUGUUUUGUUCAUCCUACUUAACAUGAUAUCUUCAAGUUCCACACAUGUAGUAUGUAUCAGAAUUUCCUUUCUCUUUAAGGCUAAGAAAAAUUCUACUUAGUGUAAUCGAGAGUUUUAAAAUCUCAGAGUAAGGACUGAUCAGCCCCCAAAUCCUUCUGAUGGGUAUACAAUAUCCACUUGAAGUUAUUGGUGAAAUCCACAAGAGCAGUCAACCAAACUACUAGAUGCUGCUAAUGUAAAAGGAUUGAUAACAGUGUCAACACAAAGAUGGUAUCUUUGUACUGUUUUGACAGUAUGAUAAAAAUAUUUCUUUUGCCAGGUGUGGUGGCACAUGCCUCUAAUCCCAGCAUUCAGGAGGCAGAGGCAGG
Messenger RNA from Nannospalax galili (Upper Galilee mountains blind mole rat), 1689 nucleotides. RefSeq names its product TNF superfamily member 10 (gene Tnfsf10). The coding region runs from base 51 to 926 and encodes 291 amino acids. The transcript has 6 exons. Gene Ontology annotation, molecular function: CD40 receptor binding; tumor necrosis factor receptor binding. Gene Ontology annotation, biological process: immune response. Gene Ontology annotation, cellular component: membrane. The record is from RefSeq and is a predicted model, not a curated record. Lineage: Eukaryota; Metazoa; Chordata; Mammalia; Rodentia; Spalacidae.